This is a messenger RNA of Pteropus alecto (black flying fox), 977 nucleotides long. It is a transcript of the gene CLEC12A, whose product is annotated as C-type lectin domain family 12 member A. The coding region runs from base 97 to 909 and encodes 270 amino acids. The record is from RefSeq and is a predicted model, not a curated record. Gene Ontology annotation, molecular function: signaling receptor regulator activity. The transcript has 6 exons. Lineage: Eukaryota; Metazoa; Chordata; Mammalia; Chiroptera; Pteropodidae.
UAUAAACUGAAAUAUCCACUCCUGUUUAAAUUCAACUCUGUUUACCAUCAUUCUUUUUUUUCCCCCCUUUGUAGUUAUUUCCUUUCAUAGCCAUCAAUGUCUGACGAAGUCACUUAUGCAGAUCUAAAAUUCCAGGACUGCUCCAGUAAGAUAAAAAGUAUACAGGAAUUUGACCAGGUUGAGAUAAAAGCACCUCCUGCUCCUCCCCAUGUAUGGCAUCGAAGAACCUUGGCUCUUACUCUUCUGUGCCUUCUGCAGCUGAUUGGACUGGGAGUCUUAGGAAGCAUAUUUCACUUAACUUCAAAGACAGAAAUGGAAAAAAUUAAAAAACUGCAUAAUUUCAAAGAAGAACUUCAGAGGAAUGUUUCUCUACUACUGAUGGAUAAUAUGAAUAGUUCCAAGAAGAUCAGGAAUCUCUCUAUCACACUGCAAGAAAUAGCCACAAAAUUAUGUUAUGAGCUCUAUAGAACAAAACCAGAGCACAAAUGUAAACCUUGUCCAAAGAACUGGACGUGGCAUAAGGACCGCUGUUAUAUACUAGUUAAAAAUUAUGACACAUGGCAAAACAGUGGCUUGCUAUGUUCUGCUUACAAUGCCAGCCUGUUGAAGAUUAAGAACAAAAGUAUAUUGGAAUUUGUAACAUCUCAAAAGUUAUAUGACAUUUGGCUGGGAUUAUCUCCUGCAAAAAAGUACACAGAAUACAAUUUGGAUGAGACAAUUAUUUCCUCUGACUGGUUUACAGGAAACAUAGAUGACUUAAAUAGCAAAAUGUAUUGUGGAUAUAUACAUGGAUCACGCGUUUAUUAUACUUACUGCACUCAACUAAAAUUUUCUAUAUGUGAGAUGUUAGCUAAUCCAGUGAAGAUUGAGAGUAUGCUAACGAAUGAAGUACCAGAUGGAAAAAUAUAGUUAGUGCACUUAUUUUCCUUUUGCUGUUAUCCUGCAAGUAAAGGCAACUUUGGGGAAUACACAUCGUG